UAAAAAAUCUUUGCUGCAAUGGCUUCCGCGGAGUCGCAACCACGGUUUGGUCAAUCUGUCAAAGGUUUAUUGUCCGAUAAAGUGGGCUCCUGCAGCGGGGAUGUGAUCGCCUUGACUCGCCAGGUGCUAAAGGGAUCACGGAGUCAAGAGCUCCUGGGACAGGCCGCCAGAAACAUGGUCAUUCAGGAGGAUGCCAUUCUGCACUCAGAGGAUAGUUUGAGAAAAAUGUCCAUCAUCACCACCCAUUUGCAAUAUCAACAAGAGGCCAUCCAGAAGAAUGUGGAACACUCCAAAAACCUUCAGGAUCAACUGAGGCAUUUACUGAAGUGAAGUGUCAGCACUAUGACUAUGAGCUGCUCCUGUCUGUCACCAUGUUGUUUCUUGGGAGAACAUUUCCCCCCAGGAAUCGCAGUACCCCUGGUGCACUGCUAAAUUAUUUAGCCAUUUAAACAAAAACAUUUUUUUGAAGAAAAAUCUAAUUUGCUCACGGGCUUUCAUGUGUUUGAAACAAGAGCUUGACACCACGACAGUUGUUUUCCAUUGGAGCACUGCGAUUGGUUGCCCAAAAUUCUAGGGCGGGGCUUGGAAAAGGGUCAAUUCUAUCAAUGUUCUGUAAUGUUGCACCUUCCUGACGUAGCCCCUGGCCUUUUGGACUGGAUGCCUCCUGGAAGUCUCCCCAGGUACAUGCUGUUCUUAAGAGUAUGCAUAUCAGCAUAUGGCGCUCUUAUCCUGCAUAUUAGAGUGACUCUUAUUUAUUAAAGUCCUACUCCAGUCUC
Coregonus clupeaformis (lake whitefish) is the source of this 776-nucleotide messenger RNA. It is a transcript of the gene borcs7, whose product is annotated as BLOC-1 related complex subunit 7. The transcript is spliced from 5 exons. The record is from RefSeq and is a predicted model, not a curated record. Lineage: Eukaryota; Metazoa; Chordata; Actinopteri; Salmoniformes; Salmonidae. Gene Ontology annotation, cellular component: BORC complex. The coding region runs from base 19 to 330 and encodes 103 amino acids.